AUGAGGGAUGUAUGGAAUUUACCAUCAGAGAGCAAGUUCUGGUAUACUGGUGAUGACUGGCUUCAAAAUCUGCUGGACAUGGAAAGCGAGGAAGGACGAACCAAAAUCCUGCUGAUCCUAUGGCGGAGCUGGCACCUGAGAGAAGACUGCCUUCGGAAUAACGGGAGGGAGUCGAUCGGCAGCUCAGUGCAGUUCUUGCAGAAUUACGAGGAGGAAUUAAGAGGUGCAGCGGGUUCCGAGGAGGGGCCUGGAAGCAAAGUCAAGGAAUAUGGGAGGGAAACCAGAGAGCAAAACACUGAAAUCGAUGCCAAUCAGUGGAAGCCACCAGGUCAAGGAACCGUCAAAAUCAAUACUGACGCUGCAUUCCUAGCGGGAACUGGAGAAAGCGCGGCCGGAGUGGUCGGACGGGACUCCCAAGGUCUUGUCCUCAUGUCCGUCUACAAAAAACUCCCCCGCUGCCAGAGUGCUGAGGAGGCCGAGGCACACGCCGCCCUUGUUGGAUUACAGGCAAUGGCUGGAGUGUAUAAGGGUCAGAUAAUCCUUGAAAUGGAUAAUCAAAACAUUGCAAAUGAACUGAUAUCCCAAGAACAGACAAGGUCACCUAAUUACGCUCUAAUCAUGGACAUAAGGAAUGCCAUGGCUGGUUUUGAGGCCUGCAAUGUCAGUUGCGUAAAGAGAUAG
Aegilops tauschii subsp. strangulata is the source of this 681-nucleotide messenger RNA. RefSeq lists its product as uncharacterized. Gene Ontology annotation, molecular function: RNA-DNA hybrid ribonuclease activity; nucleic acid binding. The record is from RefSeq and is a predicted model, not a curated record. Lineage: Eukaryota; Viridiplantae; Streptophyta; Magnoliopsida; Poales; Poaceae.